AUGCAUAACCCUGAUUUUGCUGUAGCCACCAUGGAUAGGUUUAAGGAGGAGAAGAAGAAGAAAAACACAGGGCGAAAGAAGAUUGAGAUAAAGAAGAUUGAGAAAAACACCAACAAGCAAGUGACAUUCUCGAAAAGAAGAGUAGGGCUGUUCAAGAAAGCGAGUGAACUGUGCAUUCUGUGCAACGUUAACAUGGCCAUUAUUGUGUUUUCUCCUGCUGACAAAUUGUUCUGCUUUGGGCAUCCAGACGUGGAGGGCAUUGUUGAUAGCUACCUGAAGGGAGCCAAAGUGUUGGAAGCAUCAUCAGAGCCAAGAGGGUCAUAUGAAGAAAGCAACAUGCAAUAUGAGGAGGCAAUGAAGAAUUUGGCGUUGGAAAAGAAGAAUCUGACAGAAACUGAAACACUGGCUAAGGAGGGGUUGAACAGAAGGUGGUGGGAGGACCCCAUUGAUGAGAUGAAUGAACGUGAGUUGGAACAGUUCACGGUGCCACUCUAUGAGUUGAGGAAAAAACUAGCCGAAAGGGCUGGUCAAUUGUUCAUGCUUUCAAUUCAAUGA
Messenger RNA from Sphenostylis stenocarpa, 555 nucleotides. The record is from the annotation of a GenBank genome assembly. Lineage: Eukaryota; Viridiplantae; Streptophyta; Magnoliopsida; Fabales; Fabaceae.